Messenger RNA from Oreochromis niloticus (Nile tilapia), 1574 nucleotides. Its product is annotated as myelin-associated glycoprotein-like. Bases 114 to 1526 code for a protein of 470 amino acids. The record is from RefSeq and is a predicted model, not a curated record. The transcript has 6 exons. NCBI's taxonomy places the organism in Eukaryota, Metazoa, Chordata, Actinopteri, Cichliformes, Cichlidae.
GCUGAUGUCUCUUAGUGGUUAGCCAGCUUUCAUAAUAGCAUCUCUCUGUGCAUCAGAGUUUCCAUUUGUGGGUCAUCACCAAAGAUAUUAUUGCAACAUUUUGUGGUUUAGUGAUGUUUUUGACCAUCCCUUCUGCUCUCCUCUUCCUCUCACCUUUCUGCGGUACCUCAGUUCUCCAGCAGGUGAACGGGUUCAGCAUUAGAGUACCCAAAACAGUUGUUGCUGUUGAAGGAACCUGUGUUAUGGUGCCAUGUCAGACAGACCCUUACGAACGAGUCAACUGGUACCAGUACCAUAAUCUAAAGUAUCCUAUUGUUUAUGAUGGAUUUUAUACUCAUAACGUGGAACAGAAGUUCAGAGGACGCACCAAAGUAUUGGGCAAUGCUGCAGAGGGAAACUGCACCCUGACGAUUGACAAUGUGAGCACAGCUGACCAUAACCUACGUGUUUAUGUGUGGAUCAAUCCAGGCUCUCAGACAACUCAGAAAUUCCAUGAUCAAACUGUAACUAUCAGUGUUGAAAGAAAAGCUCCCGUAAUCUAUAUUCAGAAGCAAAUAGUGGAAGGGGAGAUUUUCCAGGCCAACUGCAGCAUAAUCUACUCUUGCCCUUCCUUACCUCCAUCCCUUCAAUGGAACUUAAACACAUUUCUGGAAAACUACACUUUUGUGGAUUUCCACAUGGAAGUGCAUGGCCAAUGGUUCUACAAAAAGACACUGCGUGGAGUAGCAACCUAUCUGAUGAAUAACAGCAGGAUUAGCUGUUCUGCUAAGUUUAAAACCUUUACCAUGGGAAGUCAACAAAUGACACUCAACAUUUCAUACAAGCCUGUCACUGUUAGAGUGAAAAAGGAAAAGAAAGUUGUGGCGGAAGGUGACAGCAUCAUGAUUGAGUGUGUUGCUAAUAGUAACCCCCCGCCACACAAAUACCUUUGGUUUAUAAGACAAUUAGACCAGCACAAGAUAGAAAAUUCAACUCAGAGUAAAAAGCAUUUCAGCAACAUUGUACGAGAUACAUCUCUGUCCUGCAUGGCUCAAAAUGCCCUUGGAGUGCAGCAGUCCAUCUGGGUGGAUCUGGAUGUUCAGUAUCCCCCUGUAAUCCUACCUGAGUCCUCGUGCCACCUUACAGGAGACGUUCUGAGGUGUGUCUGUUUGGUUGAUGCAUCCCCUAAUGCUUCUAUAUACUGGACUAUAAAUGGAAAUUACACCCAUUUGUCCUCAUUCGCCUCCGCUUUGACAAAUAAGAAACAUGUAAUCUUUGAGGAAAUAAAGAUUACAGUUAAAACCCAGACCAAUGUAUCGUGCACAGGCAGAAACCCACAUGGAAGUGACACCAAACAGAUACCUGCAGUCAGUUUGUCAGAAUCAUCCCUUAUGUGGCUCAUGCUGCCAGGAAUGAUUUUCCUCUUUGGAUGUGCUGUCCUCAUUUACAGAAAAUAUCCCGUAAAGAGAAUUCAAACAUUUUUUAGGUUAUUUUUUGGAGGAGGUCAUGUCCAACAACAACAGAUAAACAACAAUUUUCGGCGGUGAGGAAAAUUAUUCCAAAUGAAGUAGCUACUUCAGUUUUGAUGUGUUGUA